Juglans microcarpa x Juglans regia is the source of this 2526-nucleotide messenger RNA. RefSeq names its product regulator of telomere elongation helicase 1 homolog. The record is from RefSeq and is a predicted model, not a curated record. The transcript is spliced from 20 exons. Gene Ontology annotation, cellular component: nucleus. The coding region runs from base 130 to 2046 and encodes 638 amino acids. Gene Ontology annotation, molecular function: DNA binding; hydrolase activity, acting on acid anhydrides, in phosphorus-containing anhydrides; DNA polymerase binding. Gene Ontology annotation, biological process: regulation of double-strand break repair via homologous recombination; telomeric loop disassembly; negative regulation of DNA recombination. Lineage: Eukaryota; Viridiplantae; Streptophyta; Magnoliopsida; Fagales; Juglandaceae.
CUGGCGGGAAAACAUAUCUUCAAUAUAUCCCGAUCAACUCAUUGACUAGGGUUUGUAACUAAACCCAACGGCGUCAUUUUCUCGGGAAAAUUUUCCUGAUUUGCCGCAAUCCUACGGAAAUUUAAAGAGAUGCCGACGUACAAUAUCAGAGGCGUCGUUGUGGAUUUUCCAUUCGAGGCUUACGAUUGCCAGCUUGUUUAUAUGGAAAAAGUCAUUCAAUCUCUCCAAGAAAGAUGCAACGCACUUUUGGAGAGCCCUACCGGAACUGGGAAAACGUUGUGUCUUCUCUGUGCAACCCUGGCUUGGAGGAAGAGUUUGGGAGGUUUCUCGACUGGUAUGAGUGUAAAAAGCAGUCAGAAAGAAGAGAGCGAACCAGAUGUUUCACUGUCUCAGCCUGUGCGGUCAAAUCUUCCUGCCAUAAUAUAUACCUCGCGCACUCAUAGCCAAAUCCGGCAAGUAAUUCAAGAAUUAAAGAGAACCCGUUACAGGCCCAAAAUGGUAGUUUUAGGAUCUCGAGAGCAAUUGUGCAUUCAUGAUGAAGUGAGUUCACUUCGUGGAAAAACACAAACAAAUUCUUGCCAUUCGUUGUGUAGAAAGCGUAAAUGUAGCCAUCAUUCUCGUGUUGCAGAAUACAUGAAGAAAAAUCCUCAUCUUGGUGAUGAACCUAUCGAUAUUGAGGAUUUAGUCAACGUUGGAAGAAGAUUCGGACCGUGUCCUUAUUACGUAUCACGAGAGCUCCACCGGAUUGCUGAUAUAUUUUUUGCACCAUAUAACUAUCUCAUUGACCCGGGGAAUAGAAAAUCUUUAAAAGUUGAUUGGAACAAUAGUAUACUCAUAUUUGAUGAAGCUCACAAUUUGGAAGGCUUAUGUGCAGAUGCAGCAUCUUUUGAAUUGCCUUCUUGGCUUCUAAAGGCUUGCAUUAUUGAAGCAAAACAUUGUAUUGACCUAUCUGUAGAAAGAAGGGAAGAAUCAAAUGACAAAUCACGGAACCCAGAUAAUUUUGCCAUCCUUAGAGCACUUCUUUUGAAGCUUGAGAAACGGAUUGCUGAAGUGCCUAUUCAGUCUAAGGAAUUGGGAUUUACUAAGCCUGGGCCGUACAUCUACGAAUUACUCUCUGAGCUAAAUAUCACGCAUGAAACUGUCUCUAAGCUCAUUCAAAUAAUAGAUGACGCUGCUGUGCUUAUUGAGGAAGAUAACCAGCACAAGGUGGCACACACUACUUGCAGACUGGAAAGCAUAGGUGAUAUUCUUAAUACAAUUUUUAAAGAUGAGGGCAAUGCUCAUGCGAAAUUCUAUCGUGUUCACGUGCAUGAAGUUGAAGCAAGUGCUGCAGAUGGCUUGAAAGGUAAGGCAUCAAGGACACUAAGCUGGUGGUGUUUCAAUCCGGGAAUUGCCUUGGAAGCAUUCUCCAAGUUGGGUGUGGGCUCAGUUAUACUGACAUCUGGCACGUUAGCUCCCCUGGAUUCAUUUGCACAAGAACUGAAAUUAGAAUUUCCCGUUCGGUUGGAAAAUCCUCAUGUCAUCACCCCUAGUCAGAUAUGGGCUGGUGUUGUACCAGCUGGUCCUUCUGGUUGCUCUUUCAAUUCCUCUUACCGAAACCGUGAUUCUAUUGAAUACAAGCAAGAUCUUGGCAAUGCUAUUGUCAACUUCGCACGAAUUGUACCUGAUGGAUUGCUCGUAUUCUUUCCAUCAUACUACAUAUUGGACCAAUGCAUUGGAUGCUGGAAGAAUAUGAGUCAUGCAAACUCAACAACCAUAUGGGAAAGAAUCUGCAAACAUAAGAAACCUGUGGUAGAACCUAGACAAUCUUCACUAUUUCCUUCAUCAAUUGAGGACUACUUGGCUAAGCUCAAGGAUGCCUCUGCUUCUGGUGCAGUGUUUUUUGCUGUUUGUCGGGGUAAGGUGAGUGAAGGAUUAGAUUUUGCUGACCAUGCUGGAAGAGCUGUGGUCAUCACUGGUAUGCCAUUUGCAACAAGGACUGAUCCUAAGGUUCGUCUGAAACGUGAGUACUUGGAUCAAGGGGGCUAUCCCAUAGCAAGGUUCUAACUGGAGAAGAAUGGUAUAAUCAACAAGCAUCACGAGCUGUGAAUCAGGCUGUUGGACGUGUAAUCCGUCAUCGUCAUGAUUAUGGAGCAAUUAUUUUUUGUGAUGAAAGGUUUGCACAUCCAUAUCGUCAGUCCCAGGUAUCACAUUGGAUACAGCCUCACAUCAAGUGUUACUCCAAAUUUGGGGAUGUAGUUUUCACAUUGACCCAGUUUUUUCGGGAUGGACGAGCUCGGGGAUCUACAGAUCUGAGUUUUAUACAAACUAAAAACAGGGGAGAAAUAGAAGAGAUACAAACAGAGCUACCUCUGGAGAAAUCUCUCACCCAGGUAACUCUUUGAACAAUGACACCAAUAAGUCAAGAUUCCUCGAUAAAGGCCUCUUCUUCUGUGCCAAACACUACAAAGGGCAAUUUUUCAAGCCGAGUGAAGGAUUUUCUUCCCGCGAAUCGCUCAUCUCUUACUCUCUCCAAGAAUCAAUCUU